Molecule: messenger RNA, 1071 nt
Organism: Zingiber officinale
Lineage: Eukaryota; Viridiplantae; Streptophyta; Magnoliopsida; Zingiberales; Zingiberaceae
Exons: 1
Coding region: 1-1071 (356 amino acids)
Molecular function (GO): carbohydrate binding
Source: RefSeq, a predicted model, not a curated record
AUGCAAAAAGGCAAGAGCUUUGAAGGAAAUCUGCUGCCGCACCUCCGGAUCCUCAUGAUGUUGCCGUCUCCCGCCGCUUCCACCUUCGCCCUAGCUGCUUUUCUUCUCCUCGCCGCGUCCUUCUCUUGUGGGAACCGCGAAGAGGACGGAAAGGGCAGCGUCGGUUUCCGUUUCUCUUUCGAUGGGUCGGUAAAAGAUCGGAGCUUUGGGGCGGAGUUCGAUCUCCACGGCGAUGCGAGGGUGAGUGGCUCGUCGGUUAGGAUCACGCGUCCGGCAAAUGUGAGCUCGGGGCGGAUGGCGUACCGGGAGCCGAUCCGAUUCUUCGGCACUAAAUCCGGGUUUUCCUCUGCCUUUUCUUUCUCCAUCCCUCCCGCCGGCUGCGGCGUGGCUUUCUUCUUGUCCCCAAGUAGGGUUUCUCCGGAAGGGGGCAGCGUCGACCGUGCUGAAUCCUCGAUCAGUCUCAUCGCGGUGAGCUUUGCGACGGCAAAAACUGGUAACCUAACUGGAAGCCUCAUCGAGAUCAGCGCCAGCGGGGAGCUUUUGGCCAAAAGCGGCAAUCUUUCCAGCAAUGGUUCGGUGCUGCAUCUGAAAAGCGGAGAGAAGUUGCAUUCUGAGAUUGAUUUCGACGGGGAAUCAAACAGAAUACAAGUGAAGCUCUGGCAGGGCAACUCAAUGAUCUCGCACGCCGUCGAUUUGCCCAAUUUCCCUUGCAGAGAGUCAGUUUUGGUGUCUUUAACAGCUCGGAGUCGCAAUUCCACUCAGGGAAUCAGCAUCUACUCCUGGAAUUUCACGGCGAAGCAUGGAGCUCCAUAUCUGAUGCAUUCCGAACCCCUGGAUCCCAAUUCGUUCCUGGCGCGGCCAACUGAGAUCCCUUCAGUUCAUCCGAGAAGAAGAGCUUAUCCCUGGGCAGUGUUCAUCGCCAUGGUGUUCGCAGCUGCUUCCGGCGCAAUGGUGGCCUUCUUCGUCAUGCUGGUGUGGGCGCAGCUCGACUCACAGUGCCCGGUGGCUCCCGAAGAAUCCCCAGCAACGAUUGAAAAAUCUGGAGAGAACAUGAAAACUGGUAAAAAAUAG